AUGGAUGCAGUUCUUCUAAAUCUCGUUGGUGAUGUGCCUAUAGUUACCAAAGUAUGGGCAAUAGGAUGCGUUGGACUUUCACUGCUUGCGAGUACCCAUACUAUUGAUGCAACAAAGAUGAUCUACGAUUUCGACCUAGUGUUUAAGAAGGGACAGUACGAAAGGAUAAUCUAUUCACUAUUUUACUAUGGGCCACUCAAAUGGACAUCUGUCCUAGAUAUAUUCUUGACUGUAAGCCGUUUGACAGAAUUGGAAAAUUCAUUUCCAAACAAGAGAAGGUACUGUUGGAUGAUAUCAAUGCUCCUCAUGGUAGUAAUAGCCAUGAGUAGUGUGGCACAACCAAUCACUAGUCUUGGUGCCAUAUUACUUGAUAAUUUAAUCUACUAUCAAAUGAGAAAGAAUGAACGUAUGAUGAAUGAAAGGUUUGUUGGCGGGUUAAACAUUUCACCACUCAUAGUUCCACUAUACACGAAUGCAGAACUGCUGUUCGUUUACAAGUUAUCAUGGUUGCAGGUCGCCAUGAAUAUAAUCCCUGCGCAUCUAAUCUAUUACUGCGAUGAUGUAGUACACAAACUGUACGAAAUAGAUCUUUGUCAAACUCCUUAUGAUUAUAUAGUGAAUAGGUACUUUUAG
Zygosaccharomyces rouxii is the source of this 633-nucleotide messenger RNA. RefSeq names its product derlin (gene DER1). Gene Ontology annotation, biological process: endoplasmic reticulum unfolded protein response. The record is from RefSeq and is a predicted model, not a curated record. Gene Ontology annotation, cellular component: endoplasmic reticulum membrane; Hrd1p ubiquitin ligase ERAD-L complex. The transcript has a single exon. Gene Ontology annotation, molecular function: misfolded protein binding; ubiquitin-specific protease binding. NCBI's taxonomy places the organism in Eukaryota, Fungi, Ascomycota, Saccharomycetes, Saccharomycetales, Saccharomycetaceae. Bases 1 to 633 code for a protein of 210 amino acids.